Molecule: messenger RNA, 3607 nt
Organism: Erinaceus europaeus (western European hedgehog)
Lineage: Eukaryota; Metazoa; Chordata; Mammalia; Eulipotyphla; Erinaceidae
Gene: ABRAXAS2
Product: abraxas 2, BRISC complex subunit
Exons: 9
Coding region: 78-1328 (416 amino acids)
Biological process (GO): mitotic spindle assembly; attachment of spindle microtubules to kinetochore; protein K63-linked deubiquitination
Cellular component (GO): nucleus
Molecular function (GO): microtubule binding; polyubiquitin modification-dependent protein binding
Source: RefSeq, a predicted model, not a curated record
CAGGAGGCCUCGGGACGCGGCCGCCGGAAGGCUGCGUGCCCUGCGCGGGGCAUGAUGGGGGACUGGGAGAUCCCAUCAUGGCGGCUUCCAUUUCGGGCUACACCUUCAGCGCCGUGUGCUUCCACAGCGCCAACAGCAACGCCGACCACGAAGGAUUUUUGCUGGGAGAAGUAAGACAAGAGGAAACCUUCAGCAUCAGUGACUCACAGAUCAGCAACACAGAAUUCCUGCAAGUAUUUGAAAUCCAUAACCAUCAGCCUUGCUCGAAGCUGUUUAGUUUUUAUGACUACGCGAGCAGAGUGAAUGAGCAGAGUUUGGACAGAAUCCUCAAAGAACGGAGAAAGAAGGUCAUCGGGUGGUACCGCUUCCGGCGGAACUCGCAGCAGCAAAUGUCCUACCGCGAGCAGGUGCUCCACAAGCAGCUCAGCCGCAUCCUGGGCGCGCCAGACCUCGUCUUCCUCCUCUUCAGCUUCAUCUCCACUGCCAACAGCUCCACUCACGCGCUAGAGUACGUCCUCUUCAGACCAAACCGCAGGUAUAACCAGAGGCUCUCGCUCUCCAUCCCCAAUCUGGGCAAUACCAGCCAGCAAGAGUAUAAAGUGUCUUCAGUGCCAAAUACUUCUCAGAGUUAUGCCAAAGUUAUCAAAGAACAUGGUACUGACUUCUUUGACAAGGAUGGAGUGAUGAAGGACAUCAGGGCCAUCUACCAGGUUUAUAACGCCCUCCAGGAGAAAGUGCAGGCAGUGUGCGCAGAUGUAGAGAAGAGUGAGCGAGUCGUUGAAUCUUGUCAGGCCGAAGUGAACAAAUUAAGAAGACAAAUCACUCAGAGGAAGAAUGAAAAGGAACAAGAAAGAAGACUGCAGCAGGCGACGACCAGCAGACAGGUGCCGGCUGAAAGCCUGGAGCCGGCGCUCAGCCCUCGGAGACCCUGUUCCGGGUUCGUGGCCGAGGGUCGAAGUUCAACGGGAGACACAGAGGCCUGUGACCCGCCUCCCCCGUAUUCCGACUUUCACCCCAACAGUCAAGAGAGUGCCGUGAGCCACCCUCGCGCGGAAACGAGUGUCUUCAUGCCCCGACCCCAAGCCGUGGGCUCUUCCAGCUAUGCCUCCUCCAGUGCCGCGCCCGGGCACCCCGGCAGUGGGGGGGACCCCCCUGUGGCCCGGAGAGCCGCUGGAGACAGUGUUGGGGAAUCGGACGACAGCGAUUACGAAAACUUGAUCGACCCCACAGAGCCCUCCGGCGGCAGCGAGCACUCACAGCCCAGGGAGGCUCGGCCUGAGACGCAUCCCGACGGGGGCUCCAGGAACACUCAGGCCCCCCAGAUCUGACCGGGCUGGAGCAGCUCUCCUCACAGCAGUUCUCCUGGUCGCCCACGAGAGAAAGAGCUUCCUGAGGACUCACUCAGGCGGGGACGGGGCAGCCGCCCUCUUCAGCCCUGCCCCGAUGAGUCCCCAGGCACAGAAAUCGCAGGAGCCCCUUGUGGUGGUGGUGGGGGUCCCCUGACACCACGUGAGGGUUCGCGACCGAAUAUUAAGAUAAUCAAAUGGUCCUCAACUCUGGUGUGAUUCACAGACGUCCUGGUGAAUUUCUGCAAAGUGGAUCGGUGGAAUUUCUAUUCUUUCAACUGGAACUUAGAGACUCGGCACAGGCUGUAAAUGUUCUGUCAAAAACUUACCUCUUGCACUACCAUGCCUUGAAAUUUACUUUUUUCUUUUCCAAAGGGAAACGAGUUUAGUAGCAUCAGCUUUCAGAGACCCUCCUUUCUACGAUGAGCCAAAUUCAUCUUUGCCAGAAAAGAAAUUUUGAUAACUCCAGAAAGCCGGAUGUCCCCUCUCCUGUCUGCGUGGCUGCAGGAGGUGAGUGGAGAGAGACCAUCUUCUCCUUGCCGGACAUGCGCUGUCACUGAAAACGGUUGCCUUUUUCCAGUGUAGAAAUACUAAUUACCAGAAAGACGUCACCCAACUAAGUAUGUCCCGAGGGAAGCUACUCCUUUUCCUGGGGGCUCAGGAGGCCCCCUCGUGCCAGCCGGCUUUGUGGCUUCUGCCCUGGAUUCGUGGAGGGGGGACAUGGCCGCAGGCAGCACGGGGGAGCUGCCAGGCCUGGGCUUCGAGACGAGCAGACUCCAGAUGGGGGGGGGGGGUCUUGCCGCAGUCAUUCGGACCACCCGACAAACCGUGGUGUCAGUUUGAUUUGUGGAGAGACAUUGAAUAAACUGGGAGUCUUGGCGAGUGCAGAUCUUUAUUAUUUUUUUUUUGAAGCUGCCAUUCGGAUUUAACUUUGCAGAAUGUGUGGAGAGUUUCUGUCGGGCCGCCCCCUUCCAUUUUUAUGUUACUCCUGCUUCUGCUUCUGCUCUUGGUCCUUUUUCUUGUUUGCCCAGAGUGUGUGAACUGCUGGAGAGAUUCCUGAGCACCUUAGACCAGACCCACCGCUCGUGGCCGGGCCAGCCCAUGGAGUCAAGGCGUUGGGCCCAGGACCACUCAAUCCUGCCACACACAGAGGCUUGAAAUCCAGGUUCAUUGUGAAAUUCAGGUCUCAUUUUGUAGGAGAGAAGAACCCCUUGCCAGGUUCUGGUUGCUAGCCUGAACGAGGCAGUGCAACGCAGACCGAGAGAUGCCGUACCACAAGUGUGGCCCCGGGGUCUGCGUUCACCACCCUCCCACUCUCACCGCUGGGCCGUGUCCCACUGCCACCCGACCCGAAACACUGCAGGCCUCACCCUCGGCACAGGCCUUCCUGUGUUUCUCUACCGCUUCCCAGUGUGAAUUUUUCUUUCUUUUUCUUUUCUUUGAGUGCCAUUGCUGUUACCUCCGUUCAGAUUUUGACAUUUUUAUGCCAUAAUUCUGUCUUCAGUGUGUAUCUGACAAAGCAGUGACAUGUGACUGGGAAAAGCAUAUUGAAGCGCGGCACUGCCAUUCUCAUCUGUCUCAGCCCCGCCAAGGUCUUACCUCAGUUUGUAGACUUGAAACAGCUGGUAUCAGAUAAAAGGGCAUAAACUCGUCGGCCUGAGGGCUUUCCAACAGGCCGAUUUCAGACAGAAUCCAGUAUCACGACACAGUGAGGAUACUGUGCCGGCAUCGAGGAGGAUGUGCUGGGAGUCGGCGUUUUCGGAGGCCUGAGUAUCAGCUGACUGUCGGGUUCUGUGUGGCAAAGUCCCCGACUCCAGGGCCAUAACUGUGAGUGUGCCUGAGCCGGUCCCAGGCCAGGCAGGGUCAGGCUGACUAGCGCCUGGGCGCAAGCAAGUUCCAACCCAAAGUCCCUCUCGCAGCAGACCUGGCCUUGUUUGAAGAGGACUGUUGGGCUCCCGGUCGCGAGUUCUGUGGGAGCCCUUCCCAGAUCCCAGGUGGGUGGUUGCUUUAAAGGAUUUCACCCUUCAGCCCCUCCAACGAUUUAGGGCCCAGAAGACUGGGUUCUUUCAGCUCAGAAGUCUGGAAAAGCUUGAUCACCUGCUGAAGUGAACUUUUCUAGAGAGUGAUCAAAACACACAAAUGGAAAUUUAUCCCAAAACGUUUAGACUAAGGAUAUAUAUAUAUAUAUAUAUAUAUAUUUUUAAGUCCCAGACACAAUGGGACAGUGAAGAUAACUGCUUUAAUAAAAGGAUUUAAAUUGA